This is a messenger RNA of Parastagonospora nodorum SN15, 1497 nucleotides long. RefSeq lists its product as hypothetical. Bases 1 to 1497 code for a protein of 498 amino acids. The transcript is spliced from 3 exons. Gene Ontology annotation, molecular function: diphthine-ammonia ligase activity. Gene Ontology annotation, biological process: protein histidyl modification to diphthamide. The record is from RefSeq and is a predicted model, not a curated record. Lineage: Eukaryota; Fungi; Ascomycota; Dothideomycetes; Pleosporales; Phaeosphaeriaceae.
AUGUCCGCGGGACUCCACGUCAUCGCACUGAUAUCCGGGGGCAAGGAUUCAUUGUUCUCCAUCCUGCACUGUCGCGCGCAAGGCCACACCAUCGUCGCCCUAGCCAACCUCCACCCUCUAGUGCCCGAACAUGAAGAUAUCGACAGUUACAUGUACCAGACCGUGGGCCACGCUGUGAUUCCGCUGUAUGCAGACGCUCUAGGCAUUCCUCUCUACCGCCAGCCGAUAGCUGGGUCCCCGCAGAAUAGUCGGCGCGAUUAUGAGUGCGCGGAGCGGGAUGAGACGGAGGAUCUUGUGCCGUUGUUGAGCAGGGUGAUGGAAAAGCAUCCCGAAGCGAAUGCACUCUCGACCGGCGCGAUUCUGAGCACGUAUCAGCGCACGAGAGUGGAAUCUGUAGCGUUGAGACUGGGGCUCACGCCGCUUUCGUAUCUUUGGCAGUAUCCGCUACUACCGCCGUAUAUGCAGUCUUCACUGCUGAGUGAUAUGGCGGCCGUGGGGCAGGAGGCGCUUAUCAUUAAGACUGCGUCUGGCGGUCUGGAUGAGAGUUUCCUGGGCCUGGAUGUUGUGCGGCAUACCACAGUUGCGAAGCUGAAGAAGGCGAUGGGGAGGUUUGGGGAGGCCGGGGAUGGCGCGAUUGUAGGCGAGGGAGGUGAGUUCGAGACGCUGGCGAUUGAUGGGCCAAGUGGGUUGUGGAAGAAGAAGAUUCGGAUUGGAGAGACGGAACGUGUGGUUUUGGAGGGGGGACAAACGGUGCUGAAGAUUAAAGAGUGUGGGCUUGAGGAGAAAGAGAGGGGUGAUGGGGAGUUCAAGGACAUACUCGACGAUGCAGAGAACAACACGACCUCUGCAUCUGCAGGCUCAAGUCCGACGAAGCAACACCCCCCAACCUCUCUCACUCUCCCAACAAACACACACGCCCAUUCCCCCAUCGUCUUCACAUCCUCCAACCUCUCCUCCCCCACCCCAUCCUGCUCCCCGUCCCACCAACUAACCUCCAUCCUCCUCCGCCUCUCUCACAUACUCACACAAUCCUCCCUCCCCAAAUCCCGCAUCUCCCACACCACCCUCCUCCUCCGCCACAUGUCCACCUUCACCACCCUCAACCCCAUCUACGCCACCUUCUUCUCCACCCUCAACCCCCCCUCGCGCGUCACAAUCGCCUGCGGCCCGGCCAUGCCCCGUGGCGUAGACGUCAUGCUCAGCGUAGUCCUGGACAAAACACCCUCUCGCCAGGGCCUACACGUCCAGAGCAGGAGUUACUGGGCCCCCGCGAACAUCGGGCCGUACAGCCAGGCGAUAUCCGCUGCUCUCCCAGACGCUGACGGCGGGGAGGUGGUGUAUGUAGCUGGACAAAUCCCGCUCGUGCCGGCGAGUAUGGAGAUUUAUGCUGAGCGCGGGUUUGCGGGGCAGGUGGUGCUUGCGCUGCAGCAUUUGUGGCGGGUGGGCAGGGCGAAGGGGCUCAAGUCCAUGAUGUGGAUGGUUGUGUUGGGGUGGUGA